UGCCACCAGUGACCCUCUGCACUGGGCCCCGGCAGCUGGCCAGGCUGGUAGGCAGGGUGGGGACUGCCCCACAGCACCAUGCUUGUGGGUCGCACUGUGCCCAUGCUCAGCCCCGACGCCCACGCUGCCCGCACAGUGCUGCCUGUGGCUCCUGCCAUUAGGAGAAAUACGACAUUUGCAGCGUAAGGUUGUGAAAAGCCUGAGGCAACAAAAAAAAAAAGGAAAUGGCUUUUUUCUCUGGUGUUUAUGUGUGCGCGUUUGCAGGCGCUUCUGUGCUUGGGGCAGCUGACCAGGAGGCGCUGGGGUCCCCCCGCCCCGGCACGGUGCCGUGCACGCCAGCAGGAAGCGCCCGCCGUGACAGUCGCCCGCGCAGCUGGCACGUGGGUGCUGCUGACCCCAUCACCGCAUCCCCCCAUGGCCGGAGCGCCCCGGCAGCACCGAGCCGCCACCAUGUUCCACAGAAAGCGCAGCGUCUCCUUCGGCGGCUAUGGCUGGAUUGACAAGACGAUGCUCGCCAGCCUGAAGAUCAAGAAACAGGAGCUGCUGAACAGCACGGAUGUGACCGUCCCGGAGCGGCCGCUAUCUCCCCCCCUCACCGCCCCGCCGACCAUGAAGUCUGCAGAAUUCUUCGAAAUGCUGGAAAAAAUGCAGGCACCAAAACUUGAAGAACAGAGGGCUGGAAGCCAAAAACAUAAGGAAGACUACAUCCCGUACCCCAGCAUUGAUGAGAUCCUAGAGAAGGGCAGCCCGUACCCACUGAUCAUCCUGCCCCAGUUUGGGGGAUACUGGAUCGAAGACCCGGAAAACCUCGGUACACCCACCUCGUCCGACAGCAGCAUCUGCGAGGAGGAGGAGGAGAACCUCAGCCCCAGCACCUAUGGCUACAAGCUGGAGUGCAAAGGAGAGGCCAGAGCCUACAGGAAACAUUUCCUGGGGAAGGAUCAUUUAAAUUUUUAUUGUACAGCCAGCAGUCUUGGAAAUCUGAUCCUUUCUAUUAAGUGUGAAGAGGCAGAUGGCACGGAAUAUUUAAGGAUUAUACUCAGGUCCAAAGUGAAGACGUUGCAUGAAAGGAUCCCCCUGGCAGGAUUUAGCAAGCUCCCUAGUAUCCCCCAGAUUGCAAAGGCCUUCUGCGAUGAUGCCUCUGGGCUGAAGUUUAACCCGGUUCUGUACCCCAAGGCAUCCCAGAUGAUAGUGUCUUAUGAUGAACAUGAGGUCAACAACACAUUCAAGUUCGGUGUGAUCUAUCAGAAGUUCAGGCAGACCCAAGAGGAGGAGUUGUUUGGCAAUAAUGAAGAGAGCACUGCCUUCAAGAACUUCUUAAGUUUUCUAGGGGACACCAUAACACUCCAGGACUUCAAAGGUUUUCGAGGAGGUCUGGAUGUCAGCCACGGGCAGACGGGAGCAGAGUCUGUGUACACGGUGUUCAGGGACAGGGAGAUAAUGUUUCACGUCUCUACGAAGCUGCCUUUUACCGAAGGAGAUACACAGCAACUCCAGAGGAAGAGGCACAUUGGCAAUGACAUUGUGGCAAUUAUCUUCCAAGAAGAGAACACGCCGUUUGUCCCAGACAUGAUCGCCUCCAACUUCUUGCACGCCUACAUUGUCGUGCAGGUGGAAAACCCCGAGGCAGAUAACGCGGUGUACAAGGUGUCCGUCACAGCCCGGGAAGAUGUCCCCUCCUUUGGCCCACCCCUGCCGAGCCCGCCAGUAUUUCAGAAAAGCCCUGAGUUCCGGGAGUUCCUGCUGACCAAGCUCAUCAACGCCGAGAACGCCUGCUGCAAGUCGGACAAGUUUGCAAAGCUGGAGGACCGGACGCGGGCAGCCUUGUUGGACAACCUUCAUGACGAGCUCCACGGGCACACGCAGACCAUGCUGGGGCUGGGGCCUGAGGAGGACAAGCUGGAGAAUGGGGGUCACGGAGGCUUUCUGGAGUCUUUCAAGAGAGCCAUCCGGGUGCGCAGCCACUCCAUGGAGACGAUGGUGGGCAGCCAGAAGAAGCACCACGGCGGCGGCAUCCCGGGCAGCCUCAGUGGGGGCAUCGCCCACAACAGCGGCGAGGUGACCAAGACCACCUUCUCACCUCCUGUACCAGCAGCUGCCGCCAAGAACCAGUCCAGGAGCCCCAUCAAGCGCCGUUCGGGGCUGUUCCCUCGCCUGCACACGGGGUCUGAGAGCCAGGCGGAGAGCAGGUCAAGGUGUGACAGUGUUUCUGGAGCCCAGAAGACACCAGAUUUGGGACAUUCUUCUCAAGAGAUGAAAUCUGAAACCUCGUCCAACCCCAGCUCCCCUGAAAUAUGCCCCAACAAAGACAGGCCGUUUAUUAAGCUGAAAGAGAAUGGGAGGUCAAACAUCUCCCGUUCUUCCUCAAGCACCAGCAGCUUCAGCAGCACGGCAGGGGAGAGCGAGACCCUGGAGGAGUACGACAGCGUGGGAAGCCAGCCGUCUACAGCAUCGCCAUUCAAGCAGGAUGUGUUUGUGUACAGCGCCUUGCCUGGCAGCGAGAGCCCAAGCGUGGGGGCAGCGGCCACCCCCGUGAUCAUGAGCAGGAGCCCCACAGCAGAUAUAAAGAACAGAAACUCUCCAAGGUCGAGCCUGAAGUUUCGCUUUGACAAGCUCAGCCACGGCAGCUCCAGCACGAGCCACUAGCAGGAAGAAGAAGUCAUGAACUUGUAAAAGAGAAUUUUUAUUUCAACAAAGGGAAAACUCUUCAACAUCCCGUGGGAAAAUGCACACCCCGGCCGUGGGCAGCGAGGUGCCCUCACCUCCCGGCUCCACCUCUGCGCCGGGAAGAAGCUCUCAUCUUGCCGCGAUCUCUGCCCUGACAGGGACCCAGCCACCUUCCCACCGGGUGAACCCCUUGCCAGCAAAUCCCCCGUGCCCCUCCGUCUGCGCCGCGGGAGGAGAUCGUCUCCACCCACCUGGCACACGCGUGUGGCUGGGGACCACGUCCCCUCCGUGGUGCCGUGAUGUGUCGCCCCAUGAGUGCCUGUGCGUGCUAUGGCUGGUAGGUACCGGGCAGGCACCAUCAAUCCCCCCUCCUGGCUCAUCUGCCAGCUCCUCUCAGGCAGAGGGGACGCAGGAUGGACCCCUUGUGCAGUUUGGGUGCCUCCAUACUUUAUUUGCAGCUAUCAGUGGGGAAAGAGGCAGGUUUUGUUUUUUGGAAAGGUAAACGGUCAGGGCAAAAUUAGGUGUGUGCUUGGCCCAGGGGCAGUUCCCAGCCCCAUCGUUUGCCAUCCCCCUUCUCUGUUUGGCAAGGACGGGGCAAAAUUUCCCCCCGUGGUGCUGCUGGGGCGGCUCUUACUGGCGCGGGGCGGCGGGGGCUGCAGCAGCUCACCACCCGCCCCGCUGCUGCUGCUCCCCCUCCAGCUUGCUACCCAUGUUGCAAAACUUUUAGGGAAGAUUCAGCCUCUUAUUUCAUACUUCUGUAGUUCCUGCACAAGAGGAAGAUGCCUGAAUCGGUCCCAGGGAAGCAGAGCCAGUGACCGGGGCCAACUCAUCCUCUCUCUGCAGCUGGGGAAAUAGUUUAUAUGGCCUCCGUGCUUUCUCCCUGCCUGAAACUCAGCACAGGCCUGGAAAAGACUAACCAAAGCUAAAGCUGUAGUAUGUCUAAAUGCCAGAGCUGGUACUCAGAGUAAAUUUACCCUGUGGGCCCUGCUUUACACUAUGGGUUGGAUUGCCAGGCAAGCAAAUGCGUAAAACUCCUGUGAUUUGGAUGGCAUUAGGCUGCUCCACCCCGGGCAAAAUCUGUCCCUCUGCUUUUGAAUGUGCUUUUGUUUGUUUUGAAAGAAAAGAAUUAUGAAUUCUGCAAGGUGACUUCCCUGUGAUGCCCUUUUCCAAAAAAUACCUCUCUCAACAUGCCAAGAAAUCCUUUUGCUCUUUUAUGGAACUAUGCCUAAAGUUUACUGACGUCUGUCCAUGGAUUUCACACUGUGUAUAGAUUUCCCUUAUCAGUUUUUUGAAAGAUACACUGCAGUGCUGCAGAGAUGCUCCCUCCUCCCCUUUACCACAGUCUGUGACCUUUGCAAAACCCCCCAUUCAAUCUCAAGUGAAAGCAAUUCUCUGAGUUCGUGAUUCCUCAUGAAAACAGAACUUUGAGUGCCAAAGUUAACUUUACACAGUUGGCGCUCCAAGGGGCACAGAAGUAUCUGACUGUGAAUUUUAGGAGAUGUUUGCAGGAUCGCAUACCUAGAAGCAGCCCCGGGCAGCCGCCGCAGCGGGGAUUCCCAGGGCCACCCGCCUGGGUCUGCGGCUGCUCCCCGGGGAUGCACCUCUCUGUGGGGGCAAGAUACCAAACCACCACCUCCCCUCCUCUCUGUCACCUACCCCGGCACAGAGCAAAGCUGAGCCAAGCCAAUCCGAACCGGCUCUGCUAACUGAGGCUCUGCACGGUACUGACAACCUUACUGUUCAGUUCAUAUAGGUGCUCCCACUCGUGCAUGUAAUUUAUCCAUUUGAAAAGAAAGAGCUGUAGCCCUAAUGGGAGAGGAACCAGAUUAAAGGAGGAAAACACAUGGAAAAGAUGGAGAACAGUUUCACGUGCACUAAGUGCGCUGUGUAGGACUAGUAAAUACCAGUAGCCACCAGUGGCGACACUCCCUUCUGCUUUCAGUGAGUUGCAUUUAAAUAAAGUUUAAAUAUUGAGGUUUUCUUUGAAAGAGGAAAAGCACGGUGUGCUUGGCCCGGUCCGUAGCUAGCUCUAGAUGUCUCAGGUUCCACAUACUUUGCUGUUCAGCACUUCUGCCUGACAAUGCUUUGGUAGCACUUUCAAACCCAUCCCCAGUUCUUCCUCUUAGAAGCUUUUGGUCUGUUUUUCUUAUGCUGCGCAGAGAAAUACUGACUGGUGCGAUGACUUGCUUUGAGGGUCUGUACUUGGUUUUGCUUUCUUUCCCUGAGAAAUUGCUUGAGUCUAUAGACGUUGUCAUUCGCAUGGGUGUUGAUCUCCAUGAGAUCUUUCAGCAGAAGAUGCAGUGGCUACUGUCAGCUGGGUUGUACUUUUUUUUUUUUAACUUGAAACUGUGACUUUCCUUUUUGACCUAGAUUGGUUUGUAGAAUUAUUUGAAUGGGAUUAACAGGCAGGCAGGACAGUGUGAAGCUUCAGGGAGAAAAAUGCGGUGUGUUGGACUUGUCUUUCCCCGUGCCAGCCUGCUGGAACGGCAGCGGGGCCCAGAGCCACGGUCUGGCACAAGGUUUGCCAGCAGUUCCUGUGUGCUCUGGGACAUUUUCAACAGCAUUCCUCAUGACGGGUUGUAAAAACCUACUGCAAAGUCCUUAACAGCAACUGGGCUUUUGAAGCUCCUGUCCUAGCCAGGCUCUAGCGUGGUUUCUGCCCACCUGCACUGCUUUGCAGCUGGGUGCGUGGCGUGCUCCUUUCAGCCCCUGAUUCGUGCCAUAGGAGUGCUGGGGACUGACCAGCAGUUGAGCUAAACCUCGGAGGCAUUUGCACUUCCAGCAGUGGGUGAAGGUGUUCCUGUAUAUAUAUUGCAAAAUGUUUUGUGCUUGUAAGUGACACACAUGCACACACACAUAUAUAUACACGUAUAUAAAAGGGAUUUUUUAUAUAUAUAUCGAUAAAAGCAAGGAUCCUUACUGACACUAAAAUUAUUGGGCAGUGCAUUUUCCUUUGUGAUCCCCGCUGUUUCCAUUCACAUAAUUUCUACCAGACUCGGAAGUGACUUUGCACAGGGAGCAGAAGGGGCUCAGAAACGGUGCUGAGGGAGGGCUGGGGGAGCCCCCGGCUUCGUGGAGAGGUCUCUCCUGUCAUGGGGGUUGCUCCCCUUCUCACCGGGGUUUCAGUCCCCCCGUGCUCCUGCUGCACCCUGGCUGCUGCUUGGCUUGGACUAGUUCAUGACCUUGGUGAGAGGUAGAGGCAGGUCAGGUCCAGGUCCACCUCCCCAGCACCGAUGCUGCAGGCUCUGAGUCCUCUCCCUCCGCCAGCACCUCCUGUGUUAGCCCUGGGAACUGGCUUGCAGCUGCCGAGAGCUGGCAGUGAGCUGAUUCUCUGGGCUUUUAUUCAGGAAAGCACUUAGCAUGUACUUGCAUCCUCUUGAAAUCCCACAAAGUCAAGCACAGGAUUACACUUAAGCACAACAUGAAAGUGCUUUUUAUCUGAGUGAAAAGGGGGGAUCCUAAGCACAAACUCAGUUUCCUUCCAGAGUUUUGAGGGUCUUCAGGAAUGGCGGAUGAAGGGGCCAGACUUAAUCGCUGGCAUGAAUGGGCUUGUUAACGUGGGCUGAGGUUUCUCAGCUGUCUUCGGCUUGACUGCAAGAGGUGCUUAGCACCGAGAACUGCUUUUAAAACCAGCGGUUGCUCAGAGCUCAGCACCUCCCCAGAUCGCACCUUGCACUCAUGUUGCUUUGCUGAUGUUCCAAAUUCUGUUCCACUAGAGCUGGCAGAGUCUGUCAUUCCUCAGUCCUAGAGCAUGCUUUCAUUAUGUUUUAAUGAAUGUAGCACUGCGUAUAUCCUGCAAAGGGAAAUGCUGAAUUUAUAUCAUUAGAAUGUGAAAAGAGUUUAUAGAGUGAAAAUAAAUCUUGAAGAAAUGUAUCUGACAAAAUUUAUUUUUUAUGUAGAGAGGCGGUGCUUUGUAGUUCCUGGUGGCCUAUGUCUGUUGUAAAUAAUGUACAUUUAAUUUAUUGCUAUGGUAGCAGAUUGUAUUUGUUAUGUAUAAAACUAAAGGUUCACAAAUGUAUAUUUUGUUGCUUAACCGUGUCUUUGCAAAAUUCACAAUAAAUAACAUAUUUUGUGUCCA
Molecule: messenger RNA, 6745 nt
Organism: Phalacrocorax carbo (great cormorant)
Lineage: Eukaryota; Metazoa; Chordata; Aves; Suliformes; Phalacrocoracidae
Source: RefSeq, a predicted model, not a curated record